Camponotus floridanus (Florida carpenter ant) is the source of this 513-nucleotide messenger RNA. RefSeq lists its product as uncharacterized. Gene Ontology annotation, molecular function: nucleic acid binding. Gene Ontology annotation, biological process: DNA integration. The record is from RefSeq and is a predicted model, not a curated record. The coding region runs from base 1 to 513 and encodes 170 amino acids. The transcript has a single exon. Lineage: Eukaryota; Metazoa; Arthropoda; Insecta; Hymenoptera; Formicidae.
AUGGCCGAGGCGUUCCUAGCUGCCUUUCGCCGCUUCGUUUCCCGGCGAGGCCUCUGCAGCGACGUCUUCUCCGACUGCGGCACGAACUUCGUCGGAGCUGACCGUGAGCUGCGGGAGCUGUUCCGCGCUUCCUCUUCCGACGGCCGUCGGAUAAUUCACGCAACAGCUUCCGACGGCGUGAGAUGGAGGUUCAACCCCCCCGCAGCACCACACUUCGGCGGACUGUGGGAGGCCGCCGUCAAAUCCACCAAACACCACCUCCGAAGGGUCAUCGGCGAAGCCACCCUCACUUACGAGGAAAUGGCGACCCUCUUUACUCAGGUGGAGGCGUGCCUAAAUUCGCGUCCGUUGCAGCCGCUGACGGACGAUCCCGACGAUCUGGCGGCGCUAACCCCAGGGCACUUCAUCAUCGGCGCCCCCCUCGUGGCCGUUCCUGAGCCGUCACUCACGUCCGAGAAGGACAACGCUCUAUCGCGGUGGCGGCUUCUUCAAAAAAUGCGCGAUCACUUUUGA